AUGGCAUUAAGAAUGGGAAUUUCAUUAACAAAAACAAAAAGAUUACGAGGAAUAGGGAUUGCGUUAUGUUGUCAUUUUAAAGGAGAUGGACAUGACGAUUGUACUAUUGAUUUCUUUAAUGCAUUAGGUGUAAGAAUUGCUGAAUUAACUCUUAUUCAUCGGAUGGCUGCUUGGGGUGUUUCUUUAAAUGACUGUAAUGAUAAAAGUAAAGAUACUGAUAAUGAUAAAAAAGUAGUUGGUCAAAUGUGUCGAACCAUACUUAAUGUGGCUAGAGUUAUCUGGCUAAAAAAUCAACAAUUUAUUGGUGAUGCUGGACUUGUAAAAUAUUGUAAGAAAACAAGUUCAUUAGAAAAUGUAUUGUUAUGGGCAAAAUCAAAAUAUGAUUAA
This is a messenger RNA of Entamoeba histolytica HM-1:IMSS, 387 nucleotides long. RefSeq lists its product as uncharacterized. The record is from RefSeq and is a predicted model, not a curated record. Gene Ontology annotation, biological process: tRNA methylation. The transcript has a single exon. The coding region runs from base 1 to 387 and encodes 128 amino acids. NCBI's taxonomy places the organism in Eukaryota, Evosea, Mastigamoebida, Endamoebidae.